Phragmites australis (common reed) is the source of this 1293-nucleotide messenger RNA. RefSeq lists its product as uncharacterized. The record is from RefSeq and is a predicted model, not a curated record. NCBI's taxonomy places the organism in Eukaryota, Viridiplantae, Streptophyta, Magnoliopsida, Poales, Poaceae. Bases 1 to 1293 code for a protein of 430 amino acids. The transcript is spliced from 3 exons.
AUGGAUUUCAACCCCCUCUUCACCUUCGAGCCCUCUGUCCACGCUGAUUCUUCCUCCUCUGCCUCUGUCGCCGAUCUCGAUGAUCACGGCGGCCGUCGGGAAUCGUUGCCGCAACAACAACCACCACCUGUUUCCUCGCUUCAGAUGGUGAACAUCAAGACUCACGUGCCAACGGUCCUUGACAUCGUCAACCCCAACUACCCCGAAUGGCGCUGCUUCUUCGACUCUGUCAUCGGCAAGUUCGGCCUUCAAUCCCACAUCGCCGCCGCCCCCACCGCCGCUCUCCCCUAUGUCAUCUGGAGCGCCAUCGUCGACCUCUUCCGCGACCACCAGCUCCACCGUGCCGUGUACCUAGAGGCCGAGUUCCGCAGUCUGUACCAAGGCGAUCUCAGCAUCACAGACUACACCGCCAAGUUGAAGGAGCUCGCCGACACCCUGCGCGACCUCGGCCAGCCGGUCUCCGAGCCGUCCCAGGUACUCAACAUGCUUCGCGGGCUCAACGGGAAAUACCGCCACACCAUCUCCGCUAUCACCUCCAGGCAACCCCCGCACACCUUCCUCUCCGCCCGCUCCUUCCUCCUGCUGGAGGAGCUCUACGACUCCCAGCACGGUAAGAUGGCCGCCCACCAUGCCAUGGUCGCCCAGAGCGGCACCCGGCAACCACCUGGCGGCGUUGGCAGCUCUGGAACGGGCGGAUCCGGACAGGGCGGCUCCAGCAACCCUGCCGGCGGUUUUGGCGCCUCCUACGGUGGAAACAGGUCCAAGAAACGCCGCGGCCGUGGCAACGGCAACCCCGGCGGUUCCCAAUCCCUCGCCACCGCCGGUGGAUCUUCCUCCUCCACGCAGCGGCCGGUCUUCCCCAACACGCCGUGGGCUGCCGGGUUUAACCCGUGGCAAGGCAUGGUCCAAGCCUGGCCCAUGCCGUUCCGGGCUCCCGCGGCUGGCGUCCUCGGCCCAAGGCCCGGCACCCCCAACCAGCAGGCAUUCAUCGCUGGGACUCCAUCGUUCCCCAGCGGCACACACGCGGGGUUGAACGCGGCCCCGUCCGGCUGGGAGCCGAACUCGCUGCUCGCCGCUCUAGCCAGCGCCGGUGUACCUCCCGCCGGCAACAGCAGCUCCGACUGGUUCCUGGACACCGGCGCAUCGUCUCACAUGGCCUCCGCCCCUGGUAACCUCCAUUCCCUGCGCCCCCUUUCUUCCUCUCCCUCUGUGACAUUUCGCUUGCCCAUCCUCGCUCUCCAAACUGAUAAUGGUCGAGAGUUCGACAACUAUGCCUUGCGCAAGUACUUUUAG